Messenger RNA from Vigna unguiculata (cowpea), 4233 nucleotides. RefSeq lists its product as uncharacterized. Gene Ontology annotation, molecular function: DNA helicase activity. The record is from RefSeq and is a predicted model, not a curated record. Lineage: Eukaryota; Viridiplantae; Streptophyta; Magnoliopsida; Fabales; Fabaceae. Gene Ontology annotation, biological process: telomere maintenance; DNA repair.
UAUGCAGAUAUAGGAGAUCCAGUUUUCAUAUGUAGACAUUGUAAAGCCCAAAUGUGGUACCAAGAAAGAAUAGACAAACAUGCACACUCUGCUAAUCCAAAGUUUCAAUUGUGUUGUGGUAAUGGAAAAAUUCAGUUGCCCCUUUUGAAUGAUCCCCCAAUUGUAAUGCAAAAACUGCUAUUUGAAUCCAAUUCAAUACAGUCUAGAAAUUUUCAACAGCAUAUUAGAACAUAUAAUAUGAUGUUUGCAUUUACAUCACCUGGAGCCAAAAUUGAUAACACAUACAGCAAUGGUCAUGGUCCUCCUAAUUUACGAAUACAAGGCCAAGUUUGUCAUAGAAUUGGAAGUCUUUUACCACCUGUUGGAGAAGUACCAAGAUUUGCCCAACUCUACAUCUACGACACUGAAAAUGAAAUUCACAACAGAAUACAAUCAUUAAGGAACGAUAACAAGGUUGAUAUCGAAAUUGUAAAGAAGCUAACGGACAUGUUAGAUGAACACAAUGUUCAUGCAAAAUCUUUUAGAAUGGCAAGAGAUCGCUAUCGGGAGAAAGAAUUUACGAAUCUGAAACUAAGACUUAUUGCUGAUAGAACUAAGGAUGGAAGGAUAUACAAUACUCCUAAUGUUUCAGAAGUAGCAGUCUUAAUUGUUGGUGACGUUGACAGUGCUUCUCCAAGGGAUAUUAUAAUGGAAAACAGAAGUGGAAAGCUGCAAAGAAUUAAUGAGUUGCACACCAGUUACCUAGGAUUUCAAUAUCCUUUACUAUUUCCAUAUGGUGAAGAUGGAUAUAGACAUGAUGUUACGCAUCGCGAUAUCAGUAGUGGGAACAAUUCAAAGAGGAACCGCCUAACAAUCAGAGAAUGGUUUUGUUUCAGAAUUCAGACAAGACAGAAUGAAGCCCAAACAGUACUUAGAUCAAAGAGAUUGUUUCAACAAUUCGUGGUUGACGGUUAUACUAUGAUAGAAUCUGAACGGUUGUCCUUUAUUAGGAAUAACCAAUCAAAGCUUAGAGUGGAUAAGUACAAUAAUCUUUCUCAAACAAGUUCAAAUAUCCAUGAAGAAGGAUCAAGCAAGGGAAAAAGAGUUGUUCUACCAUCCACUUUCGUUGGAGGCACAAGAUUUAUGAAUCAAUUGUAUUUUGAUGGAAUGGCCAUUUGUAGUUAUGUUGGUUUUCCAGAUUUGUUUCUAACUUUCACAUGCAAUCCCAAAUGGCCUGAGAUUCGCAGGAUACUGUCUAACCUAAAUUUGACACCAUCUGAUAGGCCAGACUUGAUCUCAAGGGUAUUCCGAAUUAAAUUCGAUCAACUUCUUACAGACUUAACCAAAAAUCAUUUACUUGGAAAGGUUAUUGCAUAUAUGUACACUAUUGAAUUCCAAAAACGUGGUCUGCCACAUGCACAUCUACUUCUCUUCUUGCAUUCCAGUUGCAAAUAUCCAACUACGCAAGAUAUUGAUAGGGUUAUUUCAGCUGAAAUACCAUGUCCUAAACAAGAACCAAAACUAUAUGAAUGUGUGAAAGAUCACAUGAUUCAUGGGCCAUGUGGAUUACCAAACAAAUCUCUGCCUUGCAUGAAAAAUGGAAAGUGCUCUAGGUUUUAUCCAAAGAUGUUUCAAGAGACAACUGCUAUUUCUGAAGAUGGAUUCCCACACUACCGCAGACGCAAUAAUUCAAUAUGUAUUGUCAAGAAUGACAUUUGCUUAGACAACCGUUCAGUGGUUCCAUACAACUCCAAGUUGUUGCUUAAGUAUGAAGCUCAUAUCAAUGUUGAAUGGUGUAAUAGAAGUACCUCCAUAAAGUACUUAUUCAAAUACAUUAACAAGGGUUAUGACAGAAUUACAGCAGCUAUAGUGGAUAACAACAACCAAUCUUCAGGUUCGGCCAAAGAUGUAGAUGAAAUCAAGCAGUAUGUUGAUUGUAGAUAUAUAUCACCCAGUGAAGCAUGUUGGAGAAUAUUUUCAUUUCCUAUUCACGGAAGAAAUCCAGCUGUAGAAAGACUAUUUUUUCAUCUUCCUGGUGAGCAGUCAGUCUACUUCAAGGAUGACGACUAUAUUGACGAUAUACUAGGAAAACCUACAGUUGCAGAAUCUAUGUUUACAAGCUGGAUGGAGUGCAAUAAAACGCAUGAAGAUGCAAAGACUUUAACAUACCCACUUUUUGUUUCAAAGUUUGUAUAUGUCAAAAAGGAUAGAUGUUGGAAACCAAGGAAAAAGGGCAACACAAUUGGAAGACUCAUUUGGGUGCCACCAACAGCAGGUGAACUUUUCUAUCUUAGGAGAAUGCUUACAGUAAUCAAAGGGCCAUCAUGUUACAAAGACAUUAGGACAGUCAACAACAUAGUGUAUCCAACUUUUAGAGAUGCCUGCCAAGCGUCUGGAUUCUUAGCAGAUGAUAAUGAAUACAUAGAAGCUAUAACAAAAGCAAAAGAUUGGGGAUCUGGUCACUUCCUAAGAAAACUAUUUGUAACUAUGUUAGUUUGUGAUAGUCUUAAUAGACCGGAUCAAGUAUGGGAAAAGACGUGGCAUUGGUUGUCUGAUGGAAUACUACACAGAGAAAGAAUAAUAGCUGCAAAUCCAGAAUUGCAACUUAGCAAUGACACCUUGAAAAAUUUAACUUUAUCUGAAAUUGAAGACCUUCUUCUCAAAAAUAGGAGAAGUUUGAAACAGUUUCCUUCAAUGCCUUAUCCUGAUGCUUUUGCAACAACUAAUUGUGGUAAUAGAUUGAUAUACUCUGAACUAGAUUAUAACAUCGCUGAACAACAUAACCUAUUUGAAAGGAACUUCAAUUCGAUGACAGUUGAACAAAAGAACAUAUUCAAAAUGGUAAAUGAGGCCGUUAUGAAGAACAAUGGUGGAAUGUUUUUCUUGUAUGGAUAUGGGGGCACAGGAAAAACUUUUAUGUGGUCAACAUUAUCAUCAGCACUGCGGUCACAGGGAAAAAUAGUCCUCACAGUGGCAUCAAGCGGAAUAGCAUCACUUUUGUUACCCGGUGGACGAACAACACAUUCUAAAUUUAGAAUUUCGAUUCCUAUACUUGAAAAUUCCAUCUGUAACAUUGAACAAGGUUCUGAUGUUGCCCACCUAUUAAGAGUAGCUCAUCUUAUAAUAUGGGAUGAAACACCAAUGGCACACAAAUUUUGUUUUGAAGCGCUGGAUAGAACAUUAAAAGACAUUAUGAAAGAUGAUCCAACAUGUAAUUCAGUUUUUGGAGGAAAAGUAAUUGUAUUUGGAGGUGACUUUAGACAGAUUCUACCUGUCAUUCCUAGAGGAAGUCGAUCAGAUAUAGUGCAUGCUACAAUUAAUGCGUCAUACCUAUGGAAUCACUGUCAGGUAUUGACAUUGUCCAAGAACAUGAGACUUAUGCAAUCAGGACUGCACAAAUCUACAGCAAAAGAAAUUGAAGAAUUCUCUGAUUGGAUUGUUAAACUCGGAGAUGGAAAGUUGUCUGAACCAAAUGAUGGAGUGGUUGAAAUCGAAAUACCACAUCAAUUUCUGAUAACAGAAUUCACUGAUCCUCUUCAAGCAAUUGUGGAUUCCACUUAUCCACAACUAAUUCAAAAUUACAGUGAUAAAAACUAUCUAAAGAGCAGAGCAAUAUUGUCUAGUAGAAUCGAGACUGUCGAUGAAAUCAAUGACUAUAUUUUGUCAUUGAUACCAGGGGACCACAAAGAAUAUCUUAGUGCAGAUUCAAUUGAUAAAUUUGAUAAUUUCACAAAUGAUGACAUGGAUAUCAUUACACCAGAAUUUCUAAACUCAUUGACUGUUUCAGGAUUGCCAAGUCAUAACAUCAAACUCAAAAUUGGAUCACCCAUAAUGUUAUUGAGAAAUUUGGAUCAGUCUGAGGGUCUGUGCAACGGAACCAGAUUAAUUAUUACAAGACUGGCAAAUCAUGUCAUUGGUGCAAGACCUAUUACAGACAACAACAAUGGAAAUGAAGUAUAUAUACCUAGAAUGUCUAUGUCCCCAUCCUAGUCCCCAUGACCAUUCAAGCUAAUUAGAAGGCAAUUUCCAAUCAUGUUAUCCUACGCCAUGACAAUAAACAAAUCUCAGGGACAAUCAUUAGGUUCGGUAGGAUUAUACCUACCGACACCAGUAUUUAGCCAUGGUCAGUUAUAUGUUGCAGUUUCUAGGGUUCAGUCUAAAUCAGGAUUAAAGAUAUUAAUCCAUGAUAAAGAAAAAAGACCUUUGUCUCAUACAACAAAUGUUGUUUUCAAGGAAGUCUUCCAGAAUGUGUAA